This is a messenger RNA of Aspergillus thermomutatus, 412 nucleotides long. RefSeq names its product alpha/beta fold hydrolase. The record is from RefSeq and is a predicted model, not a curated record. The transcript has a single exon. The annotation marks the transcript as partial. Lineage: Eukaryota; Fungi; Ascomycota; Eurotiomycetes; Eurotiales; Aspergillaceae.
AUGCCUGAUCCCCUCAGCCUCAUUUCCAGCAAGCGCUUCCACUCCCGCGUCAUUCUCAAUACAGCAUAUGGCCCGCUCACCGUCACAUUCGCCGACAUUGGCUGCCCCACGGGCCCCGCCCUGCUCUUCCUGCCCGGUAUGUUCGCGUCGCGCUAUCUAGGCAUCCCUAUGCACGUAAUGGCAGAGCGCGCUGGUGUGCGCCUCCUCGUUGUCGACCGGCCGGGCAUGGGCGCGUCGACCGAUGUCCCACUCACCCAGCGCAUCGCCGUCUGGGUCGAUAUGCUGCCACGCCUGCUGGCCCAUCUCGGGGUUCCCCGCGUCAGCCUUGUCGCGCACAGCGCCGGCACGAUUUACCUGCUCAAUACCUGGGCGCACUGCCGUGAGGUUGUGAGCCCAUUCAUCGCUCUACUAG